Molecule: messenger RNA, 4809 nt
Organism: Suillus clintonianus
Lineage: Eukaryota; Fungi; Basidiomycota; Agaricomycetes; Boletales; Suillaceae
Product: CHAT domain-containing protein
Exons: 11
Coding region: 227-4471 (1414 amino acids)
Molecular function (GO): protein binding
Source: RefSeq, a predicted model, not a curated record
CGGUAAUGUUAACCAUUACACCAUAUCCGAUACCGUCAACCUCUUACUGGGUCCUCAUCGCACGGAGGGUCUCACAUGGACAUACUACGAUAGUCUACGGUAUGUGUAGUCUCCUCAAUCUGACAACGUCGUACAACGGUACUACAACCCAAUUGCGAUUUGGGACUCACCUCGAGCGCAUGCCACGGUAUCGGUAUUUGUGUUUCAAUGCGGAGUUCUCCUGUCAAUGUCAACAGGUUAUAAAUAUAUACCAGCGCUCCUCCCCUCUGUCUUGGUGCUCAGACUUCUGCUCGUUUUUAAGAUGGGGCAGUCACUAUGCUGUGUUAUGAAUGUAGCAGACGAUGUGGAGGAGUUGCGAGUGGCAUUGCGGAGCUGUCCCCCUGGUCAUCCUCGUCGAUUCCAGUCUCUCGACAACCUUGCCGUUAGCCUUCGAAUCAGAUUCACGCAGCGGGGCGUCCUGUCCGACCUCGAUGAGGCCAUCGAGCUUCAUCGGGCAGCACUGGAACUCUGUCCCCUUGGCCAUUCCGACCGAUCUGCAUUUCUCCAUAAGCUUGCCAUUAGCCUCUAUACUAGAUUCAAGCAGCGGGGGAUUCUGUCCAACCUCAAUGAGGCUAUUGAGCUCUAUCGGGCCGCACUUGAACUCCGUCCCCCUGGCCAUUCUGAUCGAUCCUCAUCUCUCAACAACCUUGCCAUCAGUCUUCAUGCCAGAUUCAAGCAGGGGGGCGUCCUGUCAGACCUCGAUGAGGCCAUCGAGCUUGAUCGGGCUGCACUGGAGCUCCGUCCCUCUGGCCAUUCCGAUCGAUCCGGGUCCCUCAACAACCUUGCCGUUCACAUUCAAUCUAGAUUCGAACAGCGGGGCAUCCUGUCUGACCUCGAUGAGGUAAUUGAGCUCCAUCGGGCUGCAUUGGGGCUUUGUCCCCCUGGCCAUUCCGAACGAAUCAAGUCUCUCAACAACCUUGCCAGCUGCCUUCGUGACAGAUUCAAGCAGGGGGGCGUCCUGUUUGACCUCGAGGAGGCUAUCGAGCUCUAUCGAGAUGCACUGGAGUUCCGUCCCCCUGGACAUUCUGAUCGAUCCAUGUCUCUCAACAACCUUGCCAUCAGCCUUCGUGACAGAUUCAAGGAGCGGGGCACCCUGCCUGACCUAGAUGAGGCUAUUGAGCUUCGUCGAGCUGCACUGGAGCUGCUUCCCCCUUCCCAUCCUAUUCAUUCCGCAUAUCUCAACAAUCUUGCCAUCAGCCUUCGUGACAGAUUCAAGGAGCAGGGCGUCCUGUCUGACCUUGAUGAAGCUAUCGGAUUUCAUCGGGCUGCGCUGGAACACAAUCCCUCUGGCCAUUCUGAUCGAUUCACCUUUCUCAACCUCGCCCUUAGCCUUCAAGCCAGAUUCGUGCAGCAGGGCGUUCUGUCUGACCUCGAUGAAGCCAUCGACCUUCAUCGGGUUGCAUUGGAACUUCUUCCCCCUGGCCAUUCUGAUCGAUCCAAGUCUCUCAACAUCCUUACCAGCAGCCUUUAUGUCAGAUUCGAGCAGCGAGGCGUCCUGUCUGACCUCGAUGAGGUCAUCGAGCUUCAUAGGGCUGCACUUGAACUCUAUCCCCCUGGCCAUUCUCAUCGAUCCUAUUCUCUCAACAACCUUGCCGUCGGCCUUCAUGCCAGAUUCAAGCAGCGAGGUGUCCUGUCUGAUCUCAAUGGGGCCAUUGAGCUUCAUCGGGUUGCACUUGAGCUCCGUCCCCCUGGCCACUCUGGUCGAUCCACGUCUCUUAACAACCUUGCCACCAGCCUUUAUUCCAGAUUUAAGCAGCAGGGUGUCCUGUCUGAUGUCGAGGAAGCCAUUGAGCUCCAUCGAGCUGCACUGGAACUCCGUCCUUAUGGCCAUCCUGAUCGAUCCACGUCUCUCGACAACCUUGCUGGCAGCCUUCAAGCCAGAUUUCAGCAGCGGGGCGUCCUGUCUGACCUCGAUGAAGCCAUUGAGCUCCAUCGGGCUGCACUUGAACUCUGUCCCCUUGGCCAUUCUGGUAGAUCCAAGUCUCUCAACAACCUUGCUAUCAGCCAUUAUACCAGAUUCAAGCAGCGUGGCGUCCUGUCGGACCUCGAUGAGGCUAUCGAGCUCCAUCGGGCUGCACUUCAGCUCCGUCCCCCUGGCGAUUCCGAUCGAUCCGCAUCUCUCAACGACCUCGCUGUUAGCCUUGAAACCAGAUUCUUGCGGCGGGGUGUCUUGUCUGACCUCGAUGAAGCCAUUGAGCUCCAUCGAGCUGCAUUGGAGCUCCGUCCGCCUGGCCAUUCCGAUCGAUCCGUGUCUCUCAACAACCUUGCUAUCAGCCUUGAAUCCAGAUUCCUUCAGCAUGAUGUCCUGUCCGACCUCGAUGAGGCCAUUGAGCUUCAUCGGGCUGCACUGGAACUCUGUCCACCUGGCCAUUCUGACCGGGCCGCAUCUCUUGGCAAUCUUGCUGGUAGCCUUGAAACCAGAUUUGAACAGCGGGGUGUCCUGCCUUACCUUGACGAGGUCGUUGACCUCUCUGACCUCGAUGAGGUCAUUGAGCUUCAUCGGGCUGCACUGGAACUCUAUCCCCUUGACCAUUUUCAUCGAUCCACGUCUCUACUCAGCCUGGCUCUCAGCCUCUGUACUAGAUUCGAGCAACUGGGUCUAUUGCCGGACUUGGACGAAGCAUUUGGGCUUUAUUUACAACUCCCCCAAGUAUCCCAUACAGUUUCUCUUAGCAAUAUUAAUGCUGCCAAGUCAUGGGCUACCUCUGCGGAGCAGUUCCGCCACGAUUCUGCCUUGCUAGCCUAUCAAACUACAUUAAGAUUCCUCGAUCAACACGUUGCCACUCUAUCGUCCUCCUCACGCCAUUUCGAUGCGGUCAAGGGGGCUUUAUCAUCCUUUGCAACGGAUGCGUUUUCGUGCAGUGUUCGUAAUGGUUCUUUCACUACUGCUGUCGAACUGGUAGAACAAGGCCGUGCAGUAUUCUGGACCCAGUUGGCUCGCUUCCGCACACCACUGGAUGAACUUUCCAUGUCAGGUGACACCGGCGCCACCUUGGCAGCAGAGUUCAAGCAGCUCAGCCUUCACCUUCGCAACGCGUUCGAUAAGUCUACUGAAGACCAGUCCCAACACAUCCGACAGAUGACCAUGCAAUGGGACGACGUCGUCUCACGCAUCCGCAUGCUACCUCAUUUUUCCCGUUUUCUCCUGCCUCCGCUGUUUUCAUACUUGCAGAAGGCGGCAGAAGACGGACCGGUCAUUAUCGUCAACGCGAGCAAGUACAGCUGCGAUGCCUUGAUUAUCACGAGUGCCCAAGAUCCUAUUCACGUUCCACUUGAUAUCACACAAACCGAAGUCCUAAAGCUGUCCUUAGAGUUCCAAUCCCUCGCGAAGGGUUUUGGUUCAUCCGAUCCUAAACUUGAAUUACUCAAGAUUGUCAGCGUCCUCCGCAAGCUCUGGAAUAAAGUUGUUGGCCCAGUGGUUCAAGUUCUCGGGGAAUUGAUUCUCCCUGGUUCACGCAUCUGGUGGUGUCCCACCGCCGAGUUCACUCUGCUUCCUCUACACGCAGCAGGACUCUACGAGAAGAAGAGCCUAAAUUUGUCUCGCUUUUACAUCUCCUCUUACACCCCAACCUUGACGACACUCAUUCGCGCGAGACAGCAGCUUUCUCGAGAUGCCUCUACACAACGUUUUGUUGCCAUUGGUCAAGCAAACCCGGACGGGGGGACAGAACUUAAAUGUGUCGCUUCUGAGCUAGCCGUCGUCGCUCAGCGUCUCGCACCCGUUGUAUCCUUCACAUCGCUCGAGGACAGUGAUGCGACAGUGCAAGGAGCAUUCGACGCAUUGGGCCAGAAUCAGUGGCUUCACCUGGCCUGCCAUGGAAUACCAAAUCCGAAAGACCCAUUUGAAUCUUCUUUCGCAAUGCGCGACGGGCCUUUAAAGAUCAGGGAGAUCAUCCGAUCUCACUGGCAGAACCCGGAGUUUGCAUUCUUAUCGGCUUGCCACACUACCGUGGGUGAUAAGUCGAGCCCAGAUGAAGCAAUUAAUCUCGCUGCGGCGAUGCAAUUCUCUGGAUUUCGCAGCGUGAUCGGUUCCAUGUGGACUGUCGACGACGACGUUGCACGCCAGGUUGUUUCUGUGUUUUAUGAACAUCUGAUUGAUGGUUCGGGGAGAUUGGACUGCACGCGCGCUGCGGUAGCAUUGCACAAAGCUAUGAAAUCGUUACGCAAGAAGAUUCCGCUGGAACAGCAGAUUGUGUUUUGUCUCAGACUGCGAUCUCGAAGGCAAUUUAGCCUUGCUCAGUCAACUAGGACUCUAGGAGGUACUACACAAGAUGAUCAAUUAGCAUGGGCAAUUCGUGCUCUCACUAGAGAGAUUUCUGGAAUCGUUCGGAGCAUCCAGCGAGUGCUGCAAUCUGCGAGCAAACUCAUAGCGCCAGGUGAUGAUGCGCUCCCGAAGCUGUUGAGACAGUUUUUUAUGCAACACACUUUGUAGGAAGACUGAAUAGAAUGACAUUGACGUUCCUGCUGGUUCCUCAUGUUCAUGUAUGCCUCAUGCAUAUGGUUCGUUGGAUGUCGUUAUUUUGCAAUGUACAGGCUUGUACAGUACAGCCGUCAGGCUUCGGUCCGAGACGAGUUGUGUAUGCCUCAUGAACUCACACACCGAUAGCGGUUAAAAGUCUACUACUCUCAGCACUGAACAUUUCUCACCGCUCAUUUACCUUUCUUCAUGGAUUCUUCAAAGAUAAAAAAGAAGAUCAAUCGCUUUCGAAUUCUCAUCAUAGGAAGAGCGAAUGCAGGGAAAACUACCAUCCUCCAGAGGGUGUGCAAUAC